AUGGCCGACGGUAACAAUUUAAAUGUGACGAAAGUACAGCAGCAGCCAAGUCUUCCGAAGCUAGAGUCGCUUCAGAGGGUUGCCAACAUACCCAUCGUGAAGUCUAGUAUUGAUGUCACGGAGAAGAUUUACUUCAAGAUCAGGGAAUCAAAUCCUUUAAUACGUUGGUAUUUAAUACUGGGCGAGAAGUCGCUAGCUACUGGCACUCAAUUGGCACUGCCUGCUGUUCAUCUCCUGGAGUCACCUAUAAACCAACUUGACAAAUUUCUUUGCAAGUCGCUAGAUGUCGUGGAGAAGAGAGUACCCUCAAUAUAUUUGCCACCUCAAGCAAUGUACUCGGAAACCCGCCAAUACGUUCUGCGCAGGGCUGACUCUGUAAAACAGUUGGGGACAGCUGUGUUAGAUUCUCGUGUAACUGCGGUCACUGCUAAUGUUUUGGAUCGCGCCCUCACUACAGCUGACAAAUACGUGGACAAAUAUUUACCGCCAGACUAUCAAGAUGCUGCCGAUGUGGCGAUCAUAGUGACGAGCGCGGAUGCCGUGGACGGGUCGGAGUCGGGGCGAGCGCGAGCGGCUCAAGCCGUACAACACGGGGCGAGGCUAAAGCGUAAACUUCAGAGGCGCCUCACGAGACAGGCCCUCGCUGAGGCCAAGGCUAUAAAGGAACAGAUACACGUGCUUGUGUAUGUGGCUGAAUUGGUUGCCACAGAUCCUGUACUUGCAUGGCAGAAGGCCAAAGAACUCUACGCAUCUUUAAGCCAGCCUGAGCCAGAGAACCAGGCCCGUCCCGACACUCUUGAACAGCUUCUAGUUAUGCUGUCUCGCGAAACCGCCAGGAAAAUCGUUCACCUCAUCAACUACACCCAUAACGACCUUCCUAAGAACGUCCGCCAAGGUUUGUCGAUUGUAACGAAGCACAUGACAGCAGUUUCAGACUCAAUUCUUAAGAUGUUACCUGUGGAUACAGCAAUGACGGAAGUGCGCGGGAUUCGCAACCGACUUCACGAGCUCUUGCAGCAGUUGCAAGCCACAUCCAAAACAUACCUUGAACAACUCGCUAUGAUGCUGGCUGGAAAUGAAGAGCGGGAGAAGAUCGCGUCACGCUCGGUGCAUGAACAGCAAGAUGACCUGGCGACGAUCAAUGGUGUCAACUGAACCGUAUUUUAUACAAUAUAAGUUUCGUAAAAUUUAAUUAUAAGGAUUUCUUUUGUGUAUAUGAACCUACAUUUUUUUAAAUAAAUAUGACUCACUAUUGGAUUAAAAUGCACUUAAAAUCCGACUUGAUUUAAAACAGACAACAGUUUAAACUUAUUAGGUUUUACCGUAUUGAAAAUGUUAAAAAAAAAUCAUAAAAACACGGACAAAUGGUGAUCAAAUUUUCAUAACUUUUCAUAACUCGACAUGAGAAAUUGUUCUGCAUUUGUCUUUGUUUUACGAGGUACCUAUACACUAUUGUUUUCAAAAUAUAAAACUUAAAUUUUGUAUAUGAAUCUCGUUCAAAGUUCUUAUUGUAUUUUUUUUUGUAAUAGCUAUAAAUACAAAAUUAUAUGCUUAUGGAGGUCGGAUUGAUAAUUCUAUAAUUAAUUUCUUCUGUUUUGGUCAGAAGACAAUAUUAUAUAAAUAUUUUAUUUGCCUUUUUUUUUUUUUAAGUAAUAAAAAAUUAAAGUAGCAUAUA
This is a messenger RNA of Melitaea cinxia (Glanville fritillary), 1675 nucleotides long. RefSeq names its product lipid storage droplets surface-binding protein 1 (gene Lsd-1). Gene Ontology annotation, cellular component: cytosol; lipid droplet. The coding region runs from base 1 to 1155 and encodes 384 amino acids. Gene Ontology annotation, biological process: lipid storage; positive regulation of triglyceride storage. Lineage: Eukaryota; Metazoa; Arthropoda; Insecta; Lepidoptera; Nymphalidae. The record is from RefSeq and is a predicted model, not a curated record. The transcript has 9 exons.